Gasterosteus aculeatus aculeatus (three-spined stickleback) is the source of this 2979-nucleotide messenger RNA. RefSeq names its product disintegrin and metalloproteinase domain-containing protein 10-like. Gene Ontology annotation, biological process: membrane protein ectodomain proteolysis; Notch signaling pathway. Gene Ontology annotation, cellular component: plasma membrane; synaptic membrane. The record is from RefSeq and is a predicted model, not a curated record. Gene Ontology annotation, molecular function: metalloendopeptidase activity involved in amyloid precursor protein catabolic process. NCBI's taxonomy places the organism in Eukaryota, Metazoa, Chordata, Actinopteri, Perciformes, Gasterosteidae.
AUGGAUUUGUCAGACAUGCUUCUUUUGAAAGUUUUCCUUUUCGUGUGUUUACUGGACGACGCCCAAGGGCACUACAGAAAUCCCCUGAAUAAGUAUAUCCGUCACUAUGAAGGCCUGUCCUACGACACAGAGCUGGUGCACAGCAACCAUCAGCGGGCCAAGAGAGCGAUCUUGCAUGAAGACAAGUUCCUACAUUUAGAUUUCCACGCCCAUGGAAGGCAUUUUAAUUUACGAAUGAAGAGAGAUACAACCAUGUUUGCCCCUGAUUUGAAGAUAGAAGUUUCAGGAGGCGAGAUUCCAUUCGAUACCUCUCAUAUCUACACUGGAGAAAUCUACGGUGAGAAAGGUACCCUGACCCAUGGCUCCAUUGUGGAGGGUAAGUUUGAGGGCUUCAUCCAGAGCUACCAGGGCGCCUACUACGUGGAGCCUGCCGAGAGAUACCUGGAGGGCAAAGACGUGCCCUUCCACUCCGUCAUCUACCAUGAAGACGACAUACACUACCCGCACAAGUACGGCUCAGAGGGAGGCUGCGCUGAUCGCUCAGUGUUUGAGAGGAUGAAGAAGUACCAAGCCUCAGCAGAGCCAUCCAAGGAGCUUCACACCGAGGCGGACUCUAAUGACCCCGUGCUGCUGAGGAAAAAGAGGAUGGCCCAGGUGGAGAAAAACACCUGCCAGCUUUUCAUUCAGACUGACCACCUCUUCUUCAAGUACUACAAGACCAGGGAGGCGGUCAUCGCUCAGAUCUCUAGUCAUGUCAAGGCCAUCGAUGCGAUCUAUCAGGGCACGGACUUCAUGGGCAUCCGCAACAUCAGCUUCAUGGUGAAAAGGAUCAGGAUAAACACCACCAGCAAUGAGAGGGACCGGUCCAACCCGUUCCGCUUUGCCAAUAUCGGCGUGGAGAAGUUCCUUGAGCUGAACUCCGAGCAGAACCACGACAACUACUGCCUAGCUUACGUUUUCACCGACAGAGACUUCGAUGAUGGGGUGUUGGGUUUGGCUUGGGUGGGAGCCCCUUCAGGGAGCUCUGGAGGCAUCUGUGAAAAAAGCAAGCAGUACUCAGACGGCAAAAAGAAGUCUCUGAACACUGGUAUAAUCACUGUACAGAACUAUGCCUCCCACGUACCUCCCAAAGUCUCCCACAUCACCUUCGCUCAUGAAGUAGGACACAACUUUGGCUCCCCGCACGACUCUGGAUCCGAGUGCACUCCGGGAGAAUCCAAGAGCCAAGACAAGAAGGAGAAGGGCAAUUAUAUCAUGUAUGCGAGAGCCACGUCGGGCGACAAGCUCAACAACAACAAGUUCUCCAUCUGUAGCGUGCGCAACAUCAGCCAGGUGCUGGAGAAGAAGAGAAGCAACUGUUUCGUCGAGUCAGGUCAGCCCAUCUGUGGUAAUGGCCUGGUGGAGCCGGGGGAGGACUGUGACUGUGGCUACAGCGAUCAGUGCAGGGACCAGUGCUGCUAUGACGCCAACCAGCCUGACAAGAGGAAAUGCAAAUUAAAACCCAACAAAGUCUGCAGUCCCAGCCAGGGUCCUUGCUGCACUCCCGAGUGCUCCUACAAGGGUCGUAACGAGAAGUGCCGAGAGGAGUCCGAGUGCGCUCACCAGGGCAUGUGUAACGGAGUCGGUGCCCAGUGCCCCACAUCCGAGCCCAAGGCCAACUUCACCGCCUGCCACGGGGAGACUCAAGUCUGCCUCAACGGGGGCUGCUCCGGCUCCAUCUGCGAGAAGUACGGCCUCGAGGCCUGCACCUGUGCCAGCCAAGAUGGGAAGGACGAGACGGAGCUUUGCCACGUGUGCUGCAUGGAGAAGAUGAAUCCCAACACAUGCAGCAGCACAGGAUCAGAGCGGCUGGGUCGCUUCUUCAACAAGAAAGUCACCACGCUGCCAGCCGGCUCGCCCUGCAAUGACUUCAAGGGCUACUGUGACGUGUUCAUGAAGUGCCGCCUGGUGGACGCGGACGGACCGCUCGCCCGGCUGAAGAAGGCCAUCUUCAACCCGGAGCUGUAUGAAAACAUAGCAGAGUGGAUCGUGGCCCAUUGGUGGGCAGUGCUGCUGAUGGGCAUUGCCCUCAUCAUGCUGAUGGCUGGCUUCAUUAAGAUCUGCAGUGUGCACACACCGAGCAGCAACCCCAAACUUCCUCCUCCCAAACCACUUCCAGGCACCUUGAAGAGACGGCGAGCGCAGCAGCAUGCCAACUCCCAGGUGCAGAGCCAGUCUCAGCACCCGCACACCGGCCAGAGGCAGCCUCAGCGGCAGGCGCAGCCCCAGAGACACCACCGUCAGCCCAGGGAGAACUAUCAGAUGGGCCAGAUAAGACGCUGAGAACCCCCCAUCGCCCCCCACCCACCUGCCCCUCCCCCAAUGCCUUGGCUCCUCCUUGUGCCUACAGUGGGAAACAAAAGCGUCACUCCAUCCAAAGAAAAGCCUGACAUGGUCGUUAGUUGUCAUCACAUCCUCCAUUUACAGACCAAACGGAUGUGUGAAAGAGAAAACACUAUUUAACAACUCUGUUGGCUCUUCGUGGAGUGGAUUCCAAUGCGAUCUAGCAGCUUUUUACACCGUUUAUUCUGUUAAGUAGUGCCAAGGAGUGAAGGAUCAUGUGUAGCUUUAGUACAUUCUGUGAUGUGUGUGUUUUUUUUUUGUUCUAUUGCAACGUCUUCUUGAGUGACACGCCUGUGGCUGCUGGUGAAUUGUUCCGUGAUUUUCCUUGCCAUUCUAGCCAAGAAUGAGAGACACUCGGUGGGGAUUCCCGCCGCUUUUGUGAUUCACACAUGUCAAACGGCAAAAGACACAGGCUGCGGUCUCUCGUGCAGCCCGUCUUCUGCAUGUGACUGUACAUAUUUAGUGUAUCAUAAGUGAAAACAAACAAACCUAACCCUAACCCUAUUUCUUCUACUGUAAAUGUGUAAUUCUUCACUUUUUUCUUUUAUUUUUCGGUUGGUGCUCUCAGGACAUAACACUAAAUUGAAGGACUGAUGA